AUGGAAAAUGCAAGAGGGUUCUGCCAUAGUGACUCUCAGGAAGAAGAGGCAUCAUUCACAGUGACAUGUUCAUCUCAUUGCGUCCUAACUGACCUGGAUGGUGAAAUGGUGGCCUGGCCGGAAAAAAGGGCAAAGAAUCUCCCGGCUGGGGGCACCGGUGGGGAAAGCCCGGGGGUCGGCGCCCCCCUCCUGGGCAGCAGCGACUCCUCCACCCUGCUCCAGGCCGAGCUGCUGGAUCUGGACGAGGACGAGGACGACCUGGAGGUGUUCAAUUUCCUUUGGUUGAAAGGAAAACUUGAAGACGCACAUCCCACUCUGAUUAUUCCACCAUUGCCUGAGAAGUUUAUCAUGAAAGGUAUGGUGGGGCGCUUUAACGAUGACUUCAUUGAAAUACGGAGGAAGGCGCUACGUAAGUUCCCGAACCGAAUUGCUGAUCACCCAAUUCUAACAUUUAAUGAAGACUUCAAAGUAUUUCUUACUGCACCAGCUUGGGAGCUCUCUUCUCACAAGAAGCAAGGGCCUGGAUUACUCAGCAGGAUGGGGCAGACAGUCAGAGCUGGUGCUGCAAUGAGAGGAGUAAAAAGCCGCCCAGAAGGGUUCACGGAAAUGAAUAACUUUGUUGAAGUUUUUAGCCAGAAAAUAAAUUUGAUAGACAAAAUAUCUCAGAGAACUUACAAGGAAGAAAGGGAAUGUUCUGAUGAAAUGAAAGAAUAUGGCCCAAUCCAUAUUCUGUGGUCGGCGUCAGAAGAAGAUCUGGUUGAUACUCUAAAAGGGAUUGCCAGCUGCGUUGACAAAUGCUGUAAGGACACUGAAAAACGGACGUCUGGACUCUCAGAGGCCCUGCUUCCUGUAGUACAUGAGUAUGUACUUUAUAGUGAAAUGUUAAUGGGUGUUAUGGAAAGGAGAGACCAAAUACAAGCAGAACUGGACCCAAAGGAAGCUUUGACCUAUAAAAAGGCAGAUACUGAUCUGCUUACAGAAGAGACUGGAAAACUUGAAGAUAAAGUGGAAUGCGCUAAUAAUGCCCUGAAAGCAGACUGGGAAAGAUGGAGACAUAAUGUGCAAAAUGGCAUCAAGUCAGCAUUUACAGAUAUGACUGAGGAGAAUAUCCAGUAUUAUGAACAGUGCCUUGCUACACGGGAAUCCUUCCUUGCAUCACAGACUGACCUCCACUUGGAAGAAACCUCUGAAGAUAAACCUGAAUCCCACUGAGGACUUCUGUGCUAUCUUUGGGAGACAGCAUCUAUUAACCAAAGUUACUCUUUCUGGAUGGACUGUGUCCUUUAUAAAGUGGGUGAAAAACAUUUAGCACUAUCUGGAAGACCAACAGCUUGAAACUCAGGUAUUCCAGAUCACUGACAUGAAUUGGAUACACCCGUGUGUGUGUG
Messenger RNA from Acinonyx jubatus (cheetah), 1388 nucleotides. Its product is annotated as sorting nexin-7-like. The record is from RefSeq and is a predicted model, not a curated record. Gene Ontology annotation, molecular function: phosphatidylinositol binding. Lineage: Eukaryota; Metazoa; Chordata; Mammalia; Carnivora; Felidae.